AUGUUGUACACCGGAUUCUUCCACUUUUUGAAGACACAGAAAGUGCAAGGCAUUCUCGCACUGAUAUGUCUAAUUACUUGUCCAUUUGUGGUGCCAUUAUCGUCGGUAUUGUCACUUAGCAAAUACAAACAUCAUCAUCAAAAGAAGGAUUUUCAAUGUGGUGCAAACGCGCCACCAGGACAGGAACUAUGUCCCCAAGGCAUGUGUUGCUCUCGAUAUGGAUACUGCGGCACAACAAAGGAUUAUUGCGGCCUUGGAUGCCAGAGUAACUGCAAGGCAUCGCAGUCAAAUGUGAAAUUGCCCUCAACCUGCCCAGAUGCAAUGACUCGUUCUAUUGCAUACUAUGAAAGCUGGGCCAGCCAUCGCGCCUGCAACAAAUAUAUGCCCUCCGAUAUCGAUCCGGCACCCUUUACACACAUCAAUUUUGCUUUUGCAUUAAUCGAUACGGAGGGCAAGAUCAUGCUAUCUCUCUCCAAUGACACUGUCCUGUUCGAUCAGCUGCAGACUGUACGCGACCAAAGUACAAAUAGUGAUCUGGAGCUUUGGAUUGCAGUGGGCGGAUAUGCAGUCGGGUCCGCGCCGUUUGCGAGACUUGCUGCCACCCAGCAAGGCCGCAGUGCAUUUAUUGACUCAGCGUGCGCCUUCAUGAAUAAGUAUGAUUUCAAGGGCAUGGAUCUCGACUGGGAAUAUCCUGCCGCCACAGAUACAGGCGGAACAACGGCGGAUACUGCCAAUAUGGUCUCGCUGGUGAAAGAGUAUCGAGAUAAGUGUAAGGACAAAGGAUUGAGUGUCACAGUACCGGGAGGAAAAUUCUACAUCGAAGGCUUUGACCUCAAAGGUCUUGAGCCGUAUGUCGACUGGUUGAAUGUCAUGACAUAUGACCUCCACGGAAGUUGGGAAAAGCCCACCAUCGCAAAGCCGCAUACAAAUCUGUCAGAUAUCCAAGAGUCUCUGGAUAUUGUGUGGAACGCAGGUGUCAGCCCGGACAAGGUUAUCUUGGGGCUUGCGGACUAUGGCAAGACUUAUACGCUGGCUAGCAGUUCCUGUACAAAGCCUGGCUGCGCUGCUACAGGGCCCGGGCUCGCAGGAGCGUGCUCCAAUGAGGCUGGCACUUUGCAUGACGCUGAGAUCGACAGUAUCCUCCAGAAGAACACCAAUAUCAAGCCUGUGAUGGACGAGAAGGCUGCUGUCAAGUACUUCUCUUGGGACCAGACUCAGUGGGUCUCGUACGACGACAAGGAUACACGCAAGCUCAAAAAGCAGUAUGCCGCCGAAAAGUGCCUCGCAGGGACCCUCGAAUGGGCGGUAGAUAUGAAAGACACUUCCAAAAAGGACUCCAAGUCAGAGAUCUAG
Molecule: messenger RNA, 1353 nt
Organism: Talaromyces atroroseus
Lineage: Eukaryota; Fungi; Ascomycota; Eurotiomycetes; Eurotiales; Trichocomaceae
Exons: 6
Coding region: 1-1353 (450 amino acids)
Biological process (GO): carbohydrate metabolic process
Molecular function (GO): chitin binding
Source: RefSeq, a predicted model, not a curated record